Molecule: messenger RNA, 2346 nt
Organism: Salvia miltiorrhiza (redroot sage)
Lineage: Eukaryota; Viridiplantae; Streptophyta; Magnoliopsida; Lamiales; Lamiaceae
Product: probable serine/threonine-protein kinase PBL15
Exons: 11
Coding region: 323-2137 (604 amino acids)
Biological process (GO): protein phosphorylation
Molecular function (GO): ATP binding; protein kinase activity
Source: RefSeq, a predicted model, not a curated record
GUAUUUGCAAUUAGUAGUCAAACUAAAGCUAUGUAACAUUUGAUAAUGGCCGAAAAACCAGAAGAAACAGUUCUUCGUCGGUUCUCUCACAGAAGGCUCCUUUGUCUCUUCUUCAUUCAGAACUGGACAGCUCCAAUAACAAACCCAAUGCUGAAUAUUCUCAGGAUUAUACCAAUAUAUUCUUCACAUAUUCCUUAAUUUUUAACUCCGCAAUCGGCACUGUCAGGGAGAUUAUGACAGAAAUGUUUCUGCUUUUCCAUCAUCAGCAUUAAGCGCUAGCAUUCAAGAAAAAGAUUGUUAGUUCGAAUUUUCUGAAUUACGCAUGCCUUCUGAUAUGGAAAUCAGUAACAGAGAGAUGCGUUCGCGUAUUUUGAUUGUGUGUGAUGCCACUAAAGAUCGGAGUAUUCAUGAAUUUAGGCAAACGAUUCGUCAAAUCCGGAUGUGCGGCGGUAUCGUGCAUCCGGGAGAUACAAUUAGGGUUUUUGGGGUGCUUCAUAAAGUCCUGCAUCCCAUGGGUUAUCGUAUGGGAGUGGCUCCUGAGAAUUUCCUUGGAGCAACGCAUGCCCGUGCAGUGGAAGAAGAAGUUUCAAAAAAGGUUGAUAUGUAUGUGGGCAUGCUCCAGUACAGUGCUGAAGAAUGUGAAGGAGAAAGGGUUAACAUUGAGGUUAAGAUCACUGCUGGAACUCCACUAAGGAAGGCUAUCAUGCAUGAAGUAGCUACUUCUAAUGCAGCUUGGGUUAUAUUUGAUAGGGCUCUAAGAAAGGAAUUAAGGUACUACCUUAAACACAUUCCUUGCAAGGCUGCUCUUGUGCUUGAUAACUUUACACUGAAAAUUUUGGAUCAUGAGUAUUCCAAUAAGGAAACCGAGCAUUUUGACAGCAAGCAGUUUUACUCGCUUUCCAAGCCUGUCCCACUACCACCAGUUAGUGAUAAUGAGAAUGAGCAGUCAGUCAAUACUAUCAACUAUCAUAGAUCUAUGGAAAGUUCUGAUAUGGCUAGUAGCAUCUGGCCAUCAUCAUUCACAUCAAACUCCAAGGAGGAGAGCAUUGUCUCCCAAAAUGAGACUCGGCCAAGUCCCAACCAAGAGGAAUCAGGCAAUACUAGACAGAUUAUGGAAUAUUAUGCCCCAAUAAUCUCAAAUCAAAAAAGAAGGCCUAGUCGAAAUAGAUACUCUGAUGUACCUGUGCUCUGCAUUACUUGUGGAUUAAAGACGGAGCUGGACGCAAUGCGAUAUAGUUAUCCUGAGAUUCAGCUUGCAACCAACAAUUUUUCACUUGAUAACUUACUAGGCGAAGGUGGAUAUGGUCUUGUAUAUAAAGGGAAGCUUAAGGAUGGGCAGCAUAUUGCUGCAAAGGUGCGAAAGGAAGCAAGUACACAAGGAUUUUCAGAAUUUCAUUCUGAAAUAUUUGUCCUCAGCUUUGCACGCCACAAGAACAUUGUGAUGCUUCUUGGUUAUUGUUGCAAGGAAAACCUUAAUAUCCUAGUGUACGAGUAUAUCUGCAAUAAAUCACUGGAAUGGCAUUUAUUUGAUACAAAUCAAGUUCUUGAAUGGCAUCAACGGCAUGCUAUUGCCAUUGGAACUGCCAAAGGUUUGCGCUUUUUACAUGAAGAGUGUCGUGGAAGUCCUAUAAUUCAUCGGGACAUGAGACCAAGCAAUAUACUGUUGACAUGUGACUUCGUUCCUAUGCUGGGUGACUUUGGCCUCGCAAAGUGGAAGACUGAUGAGGGUGAAAUACAAACAAGAAUUCUAGGCACUCUUGGAUAUCUUGCACCAGAGUAUGCAGAGAACGGCAUUGUCUCCGUACGUACAGAUGUUUAUUCAUUCGGUGUUAUUUUGAUACAACUGAUAUCUGGACGUAAGGCAGUGGAUUCUAAGAGGGAAGACCAGCCUUCAUCACUUAGACAAUGGGCAUUACCUCUAAUUGAAAAACUUGCAUUACAUGAGCUUGUUGAUCCUCGUCUUGGUGAAACGUGCAACACAUACGAGCUGUACAGCAUGGCUAAAACAGCGUAUUUAUGUCUCCAAACUGAACCCGAGAAACGACCAUCAAUGGCAGAGGUGCUGCACCUUCUUGAGGGGGAAAUUGAUCAUUUCAGCCACUUGACAGAUCAGUUUGGACCGCACUACAGUAAGUGAGGAGAUGGAAGCACAUCGGCUAGGCUGUCGUACUACGCCACGACUGCGGCUGAUACACACCCUUUUGUAUAUUGAAUGUAGGCUGAUGGUUAUUCUGAUGUAUAGAAAUAUAGAGUUUGGCUUUUCUCCUCUCUAUACACUAUACUAUGUGAGCGUUACUCAAAUGUUGCAAUAUAAUGAGGUUAAUAAAAGGCGUAGGAAAUUACUCA